This is a messenger RNA of Armigeres subalbatus, 2091 nucleotides long. Its product is annotated as gastrulation defective protein 1 homolog. The record is from RefSeq and is a predicted model, not a curated record. The transcript is spliced from 2 exons. Lineage: Eukaryota; Metazoa; Arthropoda; Insecta; Diptera; Culicidae. The coding region runs from base 92 to 2056 and encodes 654 amino acids. Gene Ontology annotation, cellular component: nucleus; site of double-strand break. Gene Ontology annotation, molecular function: protein binding.
AUUUAUAAAUAAAUUUCAACUGUCAAACUCAAAAUCGAUAGUAAUUUUUAUUCUAUUUCUUCUCAAAAUUUCAAAGUAAAUAUAAUUCAAAAUGAAUAAAGGAAAAAUCACAUUUGGUAAAAUACAGCUUAAAUCAAACUCCGUUGCUGAUAAAGACGUCCCAGUUGCGACAGCAUCCGGUGGUUUUGGCUCAUUUGGACGCGUAGAACCUGCUCCGGAACCGGGUCCAUCCGGAUCCAGUAGGUUGUUACCAGAUGUUGAUAAGAUAGCCACAGAUCUGGAGAACAGCCGCAUGCAAGAGGUAAUGGGAAUCAGCGGAUUCGGUCGGAAGGCCAAACAAUUCGACAUCAACGAAAUGAUUCAGAAAGCCAAACAGAACGCUCCCAAAGCGGAAGAGGAUCCGAAUGCAAUUCGGGUGGAGGAACCGACAGAUCGUGGGGGUGGCACUGGAUCGUCGGAUGAUGAUAGCGAUGGGGAGAUGAUUGGACCCAUACCAACGAUGGCGCCCGGCGAUGGGAAGAACAAGAAAAAGGAACGCAGGGACAGCGCUGAGGAUAGCGACGAGGAUGACGAAGAUGAAGACGAUUUUGACGAGGAUGCUCCAAUCAAUAAAAUUCCUAACUCUCAUGAGGUGGAAAUGCGACACGGCUCAAAGGCGGUAAUUUCGCUUGCAGCAGAUCCAUCUGGGGUAAGGUUGGCAUCAGGAUCCGUGGAUUACAAUUUGAACUUUUGGGACUUUUCCGGUAUGGACAAAUCGAUGAAGAGCUUUAGGAGUUUACAGCCUUGUGAAAACCAUCCGAUAAGAGAUUUGCAUUAUUCGACCACCGGGGACAUGAUUCUUGUGGUGUCCGGCAGUUCUCAAGCUAAAGUUUUGGACAGAGAUGGCUUCGAAAAGAUGGAAUGCGUUAAAGGCGAUCAGUACAUAACGGAUAUGAUCAGAACCAAAGGCCACGUGGCCGGAUUAACGGGAGGUUGUUGGAAUUUUGUCAAAAAGGAUGAAUUCUUGACCAGCGCAAUGGAUUCGACUUUGCGGACAUGGGUUUUUGCCAAAUCGAAAGAACAGAAAAAUGUGAUUAAGACAAGAGCCCAAGGAGGCUUAAAGACAGUUCCAACGGCUUGCACAUACAAUCGGGAUGGAACAUUGAUUGCGGCGGGAUGUAGUGACGGCUCGAUUCAAACUUGGGACACGCGGAAGAUGUUCGUCAAUACGACGCAUUGCGUGAGAGAUGCCCAUGCCAAGGGAAGUGAUAUUUCCUCGAUUCUGUUCUCAUACGCAGGCCAAGUUCUCGCUACAAGAUCAACAGACGAGACACUAAAAUUAUGGGAUCUACGAGCAUUUAAGAAACCUUUACACGAAUUUGGAAAUCUCUUCUCUCGGUAUGACACCACGGAUUGUUGCUUCAGCCCAGAUGACACGAUGGUCCUAACUGGAGAAUCGUUGCCCAAAGGACAAAAGCAAGCGCGUUUGUACUUCUUCGACACUAAAACAUUUGAAACCGUUGCGACCAUUCCGAUCACGGACUCUCACAUUAUUCGAGCUCAUUGGCAUCCGAAGUUGAAUCAAGUUUUUGUGGGAUGUGGAAACGGGAUCAUUCGUGGUCUAUACGACGAAAAGCGAAGUAUGAGAGGAGCUAAGCUGUGUGUCGUCCGAACCUAUCGCAAGAAGAAAGAUAUGGAAAUGGUCGGAACGACUCAGGUCAUAACUCCUCACGCACUUCCUAUGUUCCGACAGGAGAAGUCCCGUUCACACCGUAAAAAACUCGAAAAAGAUCGUCUGGAUCCCGUCAAAUCCAGAAGGCCGGACCUACCGAUCACCAGCGGUCAAGGCGGACGAGUGGCGAGUUCGGGAGGAACACUUUCUUCGUAUGUCAUCAGAAAUCUUGGACUUAGCAAGAGGGUGGAAGACGACCAAGAUCCGCGCGAGGCCAUCCUAAAAUACGCUAAAGAGGCGGCCGAGAAUCCCUACUGGAUCUCUCCAGCUUACAACAAAACUCAACCCAAGCCCAUUUUCAACACUGAAGACGAACCGGACAGUAAGAAACCAAAAACCGAAUAAUUUUCCAUAAUUCAAUAAAUUUGACUCACUUUAAA